Schistosoma rodhaini is the source of this 1891-nucleotide messenger RNA. The record is from the annotation of a GenBank genome assembly. Lineage: Eukaryota; Metazoa; Platyhelminthes; Trematoda; Strigeidida; Schistosomatidae.
UUAAAGACUUAUCAUUUCGCGCUCACCUCGAAGGAUCUUCUAAACAUUCGGUCCAGUAGUGAGUCACUUUUCUAACGUAUCGUCAGCGGUGAUCUUACGCCACCGAUCUUACAGUUAUGGUACUACUAAUUGUCGUCAGUUUCUUUUAUUAUCUCAUGCAAGUACACUACAUGUACCUACUUAGUCGUCAUUUUCAUUAAAUAAAAACGAGUCGUCGACUAAUUUCUUGUUUUAUCCUCUCACGAGCUAAUCUUUGGUCUCCUAGCACGCUUCAUAACUUCAGGAUAAAUCCAAACUUGUGGUAGGCCAGAGGCCGCGUUAACUGUGGCUGGAAGUUUCGGCUAACUGCGGUUCCUGAUGUUUUCGAUAUCCUGCUAUGUGGAGGCUUUUCGAAGCUAGCUGGAGUAUUUCACUUUAAGGACAUGACAUUCGUUAGUUGCGAAGAUCCAUGUUAAUUGAAUUCAAUGUAAAUCAUAUGGAGGUUGCCAGAUCGAUUUCAUCAAUUAUUAAAAGGACUGUUGAUCCAACUAUGUUGUUUGAUAAAGGUGACUAUAUGGAUGAAGUACUAUGGCAGCUUCUUUGUACUAUUUAUGAUAUACCAUCAUCAAACUUCACGAAAGUUUACUUCUUGAAAUUGUUCAUGAUGACCGCCACUGACCUGGGAUAUGCUGGAAAUUUCACUUUGAGUAAUUUUUCCCGAGAUAAAAGAGACCGGCGAAAAUGGAUACCUUUCCUAUCAUGUUUAGUCUCUUGGUUUGAAUGUGCUGACACUGAGAUUCUACAGAUGGUCGACGAAGCAAGAGAAAGAAAGAACAACUAUGCAAAGCUUUUAAGUCUGGUGGAAUCUCGGGAACAUGAAUUACAAACACUUCGAGAGGCUGAAUCCAAACGGCGUAGCAUUGUUAAAGACCUUGAAAAGGAAGUGUACGACGUUAAGCAUCGUUUUAAUGAAAGGAGUGAAAAAAUGUCGUCUGCAGAAAAUUUAUUACUGUCUCUAGUUUCAUCAACUAAACAGAAGAAAGGACAGAUAGAGUCUUCUCGCGAACGACUUCAAACUUUGCUCGAAGAAUAUGAAAAUGCACGAUCGCAUCAACUUGAAAAUUGUGAAAUGUUACCUGAAUCGAUUUCAAGAGUGAAGUGUCAACUUGAUUCAAUUGAAUCAGAUAUGCAUAGGUUAUUUGAAGCCUUUAAUCACAUUGUGGAUCGUAAUAUAACACUUCAAAGCUAUGAAUGUUUACUGGAGUCAGAAUUGAAACCAGCAAUGGAUCAGGGGUAUGUGGUGAUGGAUAAACUUGAAUCAUGUGAAAAACAAGAGAAGAGUACUCAAGGUAAAAUUGAUGUUCUAACUACAGAUUUAAAAAAUAUGGAUAUUUCGUUAAAUGAAGCUAAACAACACUUAGUGGAAUAUCGAUCACAACUAGUAAGAAAAAAAGUAUUGUUGAAUACUAAAAAAAAGACACGUGAAGCUGAUAUCGCCAACAAGACAAAGGAGAACGAAUCAUUUAUAUCUGAACGACAACAUUUGAAAACCCGAUUAUCCGAAAUAGCCCAAGAAAAUUCCUCUAUUGUUGAGCAAAUCAAUUUAGAAGAACAAAGGCUUCAGACGAUCUCGAAAAAUCAUGUCCACGUUGAAGAGCUUAACAAAUCGUUAUUGGAAAUAAGCCAAAUGGUUUCUACUAAGGCACCUUUUCCUACAUGAAAACUGCCAUUUCUGAUACAAGUUACGUAUUUGGUUUAAGUACAUUUUAACAUUGAAAACGAAGUCAUCAAAACUAUGUACAUGUAUAUCUAUAUAUCCGUUUAUUAAUUUCUAUUAUUUUCAUGUAUAAUUUUCAAAAAAUACAAGAUAAUAUUUUCAGUGACUAAUUAUACACCUAAUACCUCUCUUUGA